Messenger RNA from Drosophila mojavensis, 2395 nucleotides. RefSeq names its product NADH-ubiquinone oxidoreductase 75 kDa subunit, mitochondrial (gene ND-75). Gene Ontology annotation, molecular function: NADH dehydrogenase (ubiquinone) activity; iron-sulfur cluster binding. Gene Ontology annotation, biological process: ATP synthesis coupled electron transport. Lineage: Eukaryota; Metazoa; Arthropoda; Insecta; Diptera; Drosophilidae. The coding region runs from base 117 to 2315 and encodes 732 amino acids. The record is from RefSeq and is a predicted model, not a curated record. Gene Ontology annotation, cellular component: membrane. The transcript is spliced from 7 exons.
UGGCAACUCUGUCCGCACUGUUACAGUGCGACUGUCAAAAACGAUAAAAAAAAGUUGUCUGCUCGGCAUUAAAAAUUUCAGCAGCGCUGCUAAAUAUUUUCCAGCAUAUCGAAAAUAUGAUACGUGCACCGCUCGUGAAGGCGCUGGGCGCCCUCGGCUCUCCCACACACCAAAUCGCUAGCCGAGCCGUGCGCACCAGCGCCGUAUUGGCUCAGACACCGGCCAAGGCGCCCGAGAAAAUCGAAGUCUUCGUCGAUGAUAUACCCGUAAUGGUGCUGCCAGGCACCACAGUACUCCAGGCUGCUGCUGAGGUUGGCGUGGAGAUUCCACGCUUCUGCUACCACGAACGCCUGGCCGUUGCUGGCAAUUGUCGCAUGUGCCUCGUUGAGGUGGAGAAGAGCCCCAAGCCGGUGGCCGCCUGCGCGAUGCCCGUGAUGAAGGGCUGGCGCAUCAAAACCAACUCCGACUUGACCCGCAAAGCGCGCGAGGGCGUCAUGGAAUUCUUGCUAAUGAAUCAUCCGCUCGAUUGCCCCAUCUGUGAUCAGGGCGGCGAGUGCGAUCUGCAGGACCAGGCCAUGGCCUUUGGCUCCGAUCGCUCACGUUUUACGGACAUCAACUACACGGGCAAGCGUGCCGUGGAGGACAAAGACAUUGGACCUCUGGUCAAGACAGUGAUGACUCGCUGCAUCCAUUGCACACGCUGCGUGCGCUUCGCCUCGGAAAUCGCUGGCGUCGAUGAUCUGGGCACGACUGGACGCGGCAAUGACAUGCAGAUCGGCACCUACGUGGAGAAGCUCUUCCUCACCGAGCUCUCGGGCAACGUGAUUGAUCUGUGCCCCGUCGGCGCGCUUACCAACAAGCCGUACAGCUUCGUGGCCCGUCCCUGGGAGAUCCGCAAGGUGGACAGCAUCGAUGUGCUGGACGCCGUUGGCAGCAACAUCGUUGUGAGCACCCGCACCAACGAGGUGCUGCGCAUCCUGCCGCGCGAGAACGAGGACGUCAACGAGGAGUGGCUGGCGGACAAGUCGCGCUUCGCUUGCGAUGGCCUCAAGCGCCAGCGCCUUGUGGCUCCCAUGGUGCGCAUGCCCAACGGCGAGCUGCAGGCCGUCGAGUGGGAGGGCGCCCUGAUCGCUGUGGCCAAGGCCUUGCAGAAGGCUAAGGGACAGGUUGCUGGCAUCGCCGGCCAGCUGGCCGAUGUGGAGGCGAUGGUGGCGCUCAAGGAUCUGGUCAAUCGGCUGGACGGCGAGCUACUGGUCACCGAGCAGGACUUCAUCAAAGGCAGCGGCAUCGAGGUGCGCUCGAGCUACUUGCUCAACAGCACCAUUGCAGGUCUGGAGCAGGCCGAUGCUGUGCUUCUGGUCGGCACCAAUCCACGCUACGAGGCGCCUCUGGUCAACACGCGUCUGCGCAAGGCCUACGUGCACAACGAGCUGCAGAUUGCCUCGAUUGGACCCAAAAUUGAUUUGUCCUACCAGCAUAACAAUCUGGGAGCCGAUCCCAACUUGGUGAAGGACGUUUGCAAUGGCUCGCACGCAUUCUCCAAGGUGCUGGAGGGCGCCAAAAAGCCAGCCAUCAUCAUUGGCGUCGACGUGCUGGAGCGUCCCGAUGGUGCUGCCAUCCAUGCCACCAUCUCCGAGUAUUGUAAGAAGCUGAAGAAGCCAGACUGGAACCCCUUCAAUGUGUUGCAUAACAGCGCCUCCCAGGUGGGCGCCUUCGAUGUGGGCUACCAGCCAGGCAUCCAGGCCGUGUUGCAGGCUCAGCCCAAGGUGCUCUUCCUGCUGAACGCCGAUGCCGGCAAGGUGACUCGUGACCAGCUGCCCAAGGACUGUUUCGUUGUGUAUAUUGGUUCGCAUGGCGACAACGGGGCGUCCAUUGCCGACGCCGUCCUGCCCGGAGCUGCGUACACUGAGAAGCAAGCGAUCUACGUGAACACUGAGGGCAGGCCGCAGCAGACGCUGCCGGGCGUCUCGCCGCCAGGCAUGGCUCGCGAGGAUUGGAAGAUAUUGCGCGCACUCUCCGAGGUGGUUGGCAAACCGUUGGCCUACGACAAUCUCGACGAGCUGCGUGCCCGCCUCGAAAGCUUGGCCCCACACCUAACGCGCCUCGGCGAGCUGCAGCCGGCUAGCGGUGGCGAGUCCGUCGCCAAGCCCAGCAUAUCCAUCAGCAGCACGCCCAUCGAUGUGAAGCAAAAGGAACUGCGCGACUAUUUCAUGACCGAUGCCAUCUCGCGCGCCUCCCCAACCAUGGCCAAGUGCAUAUCGGCGGUCAACAAGCAGCAGCGGCAGGACGAGGCCAGGCGCUGCGCGGCCGUCUAAGCAGCGGCCGUGUCCCAACUACGAUCUGAUCUGAUGGCCUAUAACACACAUAUAUUAAAUAAUUAAUGUUGUUUCCAUUA